Molecule: messenger RNA, 3378 nt
Organism: Orussus abietinus
Lineage: Eukaryota; Metazoa; Arthropoda; Insecta; Hymenoptera; Orussidae
Product: wee1-like protein kinase
Exons: 4
Coding region: 146-1921 (591 amino acids)
Biological process (GO): protein phosphorylation; mitotic cell cycle
Cellular component (GO): nucleus
Molecular function (GO): non-membrane spanning protein tyrosine kinase activity; ATP binding; magnesium ion binding
Source: RefSeq, a predicted model, not a curated record
UAGCGUGGUACGUGCGAUCGCAUUCGAAUGAACCAGUUGUCGCGCAAUUGUCUAAAUUAACUGAUCGGUCAUAGUUUAUCCGUGGAUUUUUGAGAUGAAAAGUGCCGUUUGAAUGCUAGCCGACUUAUGGUGACAGCUUGUCGACAUGGAGGUAGCGCAGAAGCUGCAUUUUGAGGCAUGCGAUAUCGAGGACGAGGAACUCAACAUCAGCUGUCGUAUCAACAGCUCGGGAUGCGACAUCGAUGAUGUUUUGGACUCAUCGGCCGAAGAUUUCAGGUGUUCGCCUUUACCCCAGCCCCGGAAGCUUUCCUUCGGCAGCUCGAUGGACUGCAGCGAUAGCGAGACCAACCAACCUGUAUCCAUAAACAACAACAGAACUCCUGUACUCUUGGUGACAGGCACUACUGGGAUGAAGAUUCCUCAUCGAGAAGGCAUUUCGUCAUCUAGGAUAUCAAUGGCGAGCAGUCCCCCUUACAAACGCGUUCGUGCUCUCCGUCUUUUUGAUUCACCAACUACUCCAAAAACAUUAAUGGAGAAGAGCGUGAUGCACACUCCCAUACCUUCCAAGUGCACCAGACUUUUUCCCAUGGACAAGCCAAGGGCUACACCAUCAUGUUUUCAAAGUAAAUCCGAUAAACCCGCAGCCAAUGUAAAUCCAUUCACUCCAAGUGGGAUGCUACUUACUGCUAGGAAAAGGACUCGAUCCAAACGCAGUCUAAAUGGGUCUCCCGACAUCAGGAUUCCGAAGUUCGACCUGCCCGACUCGGAGGACUCGGACAACGAGGUGGAGCAGCCAACUAAGCGGGUGGCCUUGCAGGAGUCUAACAUCCCGCGAUACCACCAGGAGUUCCACGAGCUCGGGCUGAUCGGCACCGGGGAAUUCGGCUCCGUGUACAAAUGCAUCAACCGACUGGACGGGUGCGUAUACGCGAUCAAGAAGAGCAUCAAGCCGGUCGCUGGGAGCGUAAACGAGAAGAACGCCCUGAUCGAGGUGUACGCCCACGCGGUCCUCGGCAAGCACCAACACGUGGUGCGCUACUACUCGGCCUGGGCCGAGGACAACCACAUGAUCAUCCAGAACGAGUACUGCAACGGCGGCAGCCUCGCUGACGCUAUUACCAACAUGCGCGCCGAGAAGCGACACUUCUCCGAGGCGGAGGUGCGGCAGCUCCUCCUCCACGUGGCCGAGGGCCUCAGGUACAUCCACAGCAUGCAGCUCGUCCACAUGGACAUCAAGCCCGGGAACAUCUUCAUCUCUAAGGAGAAGAGGCUACAGUUGGUCAACUACGACUCGGCGGACGACGGCUUCGACGAGGAGGAGACCGUCGAGGAGGAGAUCACCUACAAGAUCGGCGAUCUCGGACACGUGACGUCGAUAAGCAAUCCGCAGGUCGAGGAGGGCGACUGCAGGUACCUGCCCACCGAGAUCCUCCACGAGGACUUCGCUCACCUCUCCAAGGCGGACAUCUUUGCCCUGGGCCUGACGGUGUACGAGGCAGGGGGCGGUGGACCUCUGCCCAAAAACGGACCCGAAUGGCAUGACAUCAGAAAUGGGAACCUGAAGGAGUUGCCUAGAUAUAGUCGCGAUUUCAACGAUCUACUCAAGUUGAUGAUCCAUCCUAAUCCCGAGAUGAGGCCAUCGGCUAUCAGUCUUAUCCAGCAUAGGGUUUUGUGUCCCUUUGGGAACAAGACGAAGGCUCAGCUUAAAAGGGAGCUCAAUGCCGAGAAGCUGAAGAACGAGAUCCUCUCUAAGCAGCUUCAGGAAGCAGCUAAGUGUCUGAAAACAAUCGCUCCCGACGUGGCCGCGAUGAACGGCUCGAUGAACUCCGGAGGAUACAAACUGAGGCCCACGCCGACCAGGACCUCGUCUCGAGUGUUAGGGAAAAAAGUCAAUCGUAGUAAUAGCACUACAAAUUUUUAAUCCCUCGGCUCACCCGAGGGGGCGAGAGGAAAGCGCUUUUGGGAGCGGUACCUACGGUGCCUUCAUAUUGUGAUAUCCGAUUAAUCUAGUUUUAAGUAAAAACAAAAAAAAAAGAAAUGUCGCCGGAGCUUGGUAGAAACAAAGGAACAAAUUAGGAGAGAGUACUCACGGUAUGCAGGGUUAAAUUGCACGCGUACCGUAACAGCUAUAACCUCGUAUAUGAGAAACGACUGUACGGGAAUCUCGUUGCACAGACCCUCGACAUAUUUCUUCUUCUUGACGUACGAAAGUAAUUAUUGACUGUAGGUCGCUCCAACGGAAGUGCCAAGGUCUUAAUCGUUGGAGCGAGAUCUCGUGGACUUCCGGGAGAGGAGAGAACGCCGUGGACCCUGGGGACUCGACGUAGGGGUGGUUUGAUUACCCUCCAAUCAACAGUUUUACCAUGCAUGUGUUGAUGGAAGGUACUCCAACUGCUACGUCGUUUUCGAGACGACUUUACACCGUGGUCUUGGACCCGGGUAUUCAUUUGAAAUUCCAGCUGGUUUUAUUUGUACAUUUGCAUCGGCAGAGCGCUCGCAAUUUUCUUUCUUUAUUUUUUUUUUUCCCCACGCAGAUACUAUUAUACGUGCCCGCGUUUGACUGGGAUAUUCCCCCUCAUUAAUCAACAUGUCUCUACGGUGUCGAUGAAUUGUGAAAUUUCUUUUAACGAUUCAUCUUAACCACCAAGAUGAUUCAAAAGUCUUUUCUUAGAUAAGUCCAGAGGACUUAUGGGGAAUUAUUAGGACGAUUCCCGAGACUUUCAGUAAUUAAUGAACGUGCGAUAACGGUCACGCGUGGUUGUCGAUUGAUCUUUAGUACGCGUCAAUUAAUAUCCGCUGAUGAAUAUUCUCGUAAAUAUUAUUUCAAGUGAGUACUCAGGUCCUACGGAGUUGCAUGCUAUAUGUCAUAAAACACCAUGAGGAGAUAUUUCACCGCACUUUGUGACCUAAUGAGAAUGAGUUCCUUUCAAAGCAUGAUCGCCAUUUCUUUCUCUUUUAUUUCCGCAGUGGCUUGGGUAAUCGAAUACAAUCAUGGGGAAGGAGCCAAACCGUUUAUUGAGUAACCGACAUUUAUCCUCCGUCAUGUCAAACACAUCAAUCCGCGAAUUUUUCGCCAAUCCGAGAAUUCCAAGCUCAUCGUAGCCAGGUGUUAAUAGCAGAACUGCAUUUCCACGCGUUAUCGGCCUUCCGUGUAUAUCUCAAUAGCUUUAACGGCAUUGACUGAGAUGUGCGCAUGUUUUUAAUCCCACCCGCGAGUCUUGCGCGUUAUCAAGUAUAUAUUAGUGGCUGUGGUACAAUUUCACUCUGCAUACGGUUUAAACGAUUAAACUCGUCACUCUCCAAACUCAGACGUGUGAUCCGAACGCGGUACUUCCAGGGAAGAGACAUUUUUAAGAAUAAAUUAUUUUUAUAACAUUU